This is a messenger RNA of Odobenus rosmarus divergens (Pacific walrus), 1294 nucleotides long. It is a transcript of the gene FUNDC2, whose product is annotated as FUN14 domain containing 2. Gene Ontology annotation, cellular component: mitochondrial outer membrane. The record is from RefSeq and is a predicted model, not a curated record. Gene Ontology annotation, biological process: autophagy of mitochondrion. The transcript has 5 exons. NCBI's taxonomy places the organism in Eukaryota, Metazoa, Chordata, Mammalia, Carnivora, Odobenidae. The coding region runs from base 31 to 600 and encodes 189 amino acids.
GGCCUGCUCUCUUCCGCUGCCGCCGUGGGAAUGGAAACAUCUGCCCCACGUGCCGGAAGCCAGCUUGCGGCGGCGACGGCGCGCCACUCCGCGUCCUACCGCGCCAAAACCCUGCGGGUGUCAUCGCGAGACGAACUCGCCGAAAUGGCCGCAUCCAGUCAAGGAAACUUUGAGGGAAAUUUUGACUCACUGGACCUUGCAGAAUUUGCUAAAAAGCAGCCAUGGUGGCGCAAGCUGUUUGGGCAGGAAUCUGGGCCCUCAGCUGAAAAAUACAGCGUGGCAACCCAGCUGUUAAUUGGAGGUGUCACUGGAUGGUGCACGGGUUUCAUAUUCCAAAAGGUUGGAAAGUUGGCUGCAACAGCUGUGGGAGGUGGAUUUUUUCUCCUUCAGCUUGCAAGCCAUACUGGGUACAUCAAGGUUGACUGGCAGCGAGUAGAGAAGGACAUGAAGAAAGCCAAGGAACAGCUGAAGAUCCGUAAGAGCAACCAGAUACCUACAAAGGUCAAAAGCAAAGCAGAGGAGGUAGUGUCAUUUGUGAAGAAGAACGUUCUAGUGACUGGGGGAUUUUUCGGAGGCUUUCUGCUUGGCAUGGCAUCCUAAGGAGGACAACUUCACUUUCAUUAUUCCUGUUUUUUUCCAAACCAGCAGCCUCUUCACUCCAUCAUAGGACAUCAAGUCUCUCCUGCUGCUCCUCUUCUUCCAUGACUUCCUCUCUGCUGUGGCAUAUCUGAAUGGCUUCUGUAGGCAUCUGUUGGUACAAGUUGAUAAGGCCCUAUUGUAAACUUGAUGGCAACGGAAGAGACCAUAGACAUUAGCUGUUCUCCCAGCACACUCCCCACUUGACUAACCUGUAGGUCAGCAAAAGUGUUCUUUUCCCCCUCCCAUAUAAGAUACUUAACAGAGCAUGGUAUAUAAGAUGGCUCACCUUGGAGGAUGAGUGGAUCCUCAAAGGUUGUCCCAAACUUGAUUUGGAAAAGAAAUCACAAGCAUAUAGAUACCUUAUGUGCUGCAUGGAAAGGAACUGAAUACAUUUGUCUUUAAGCAUGAAAGACUUGUUAUCUUGGUGUCUGCUUUCUUUUUCAGUUGGUUUUAGAUUACAGAAAGAGAGCUAUUUGUAUACCUGCUGUAAUUAUCCUGACAAAAAUGGCAGUAUAAGCACUAUAAUUGAAAAAUCUGAAUAUGGAAUGAACUUGUGCUAAAGGUAUAUAUGCUGAGCUAAAGGUACUGUGUUUGGUGGGAGACCAACUAAUAGAUAUAUCGUCGGAUGGUCAAACUUAGUGAAUCAUUUAGGGAC